Messenger RNA from Aspergillus campestris IBT 28561, 902 nucleotides. Its product is annotated as aminoglycoside phosphotransferase family protein. The transcript is spliced from 2 exons. The record is from RefSeq and is a predicted model, not a curated record. Lineage: Eukaryota; Fungi; Ascomycota; Eurotiomycetes; Eurotiales; Aspergillaceae. Bases 42 to 902 code for a protein of 286 amino acids.
CCAACUUGAACUUUAUAUUGUUAGUGACAUAAAGCCAAUGAAUGACACUCUCCAGAAACAACAGUCAUCAAAUGGAUGAACCAUCACCCCUCCCAUAUACCAUACAGAAUCUCCACGCGGGACAACACUACAUCAGGGAUGGCACAACCAUAAUCCCAUGCCAGUCAACAACAGAUCCACUCUCCCUCCCACCGAGUCAAGAGGUCAUCAAAGUCCUAUCCAAACAGAUGGGCAGACUACUCCUGCAAUUGGACAUCGCCUGGGUGACAAAAGAAGGAUCCGGCGUGCUCCCCACAGAAGCAGAAGCAAUGCGACUCGUCUUCAACAAUACCGACGUCCCUGGUCCAGAAGUGCUCUUCGCAAGCUUCCAUCGUGUCAAUGAGAUCGCCGAUCCACAACAAUGCGAUAUACGCGACUCCAACCCCCCAGACGGUCUCAUCGGGAUGACCAUUGCCCCCGGGAUACCCAUGACAGAUGAAUGGGACACGCUCGACGACGACGCUAAAGAGUCCAUCUGUUACCAGCUAUGGGAUCUAGUCGCCAAAUUCCGCACCAUCGCCCAUCCACAAAACGACACCAACGUGCGCACCCGCAUCUAUGAGCGGUACCUGCACUUUGGAGGGCUUCGUUACAAGAACCAGCUACCCCGGAUGCUACCCCGGUCUGAGCACUCCGUCUUCACGCAUGCCGAUAUUGCGCCUCGCAAUGUGAUGGUGGAUGAAGAGAACCGCGUUACUGGGCUGUUGGACUGGGAGUGGGCGGGCUGGUACCCUGACUACUGGGAGUAUGCGCAGAUAAUGAGGCCCGCGUUUAAGGGGGAUUGGUCGGAGUGGAUGGAGAGGACGGCGCCUCAGCGAUGGGAUUUACGGGGGAUUGGUGCGGCGAGGAAGGUUUUGUUUUAA